AUGGGAAAAUCAGAGGCUGGAUUAGAAGUAGUAGAAGUGGAAGAAGAUGAAGAAGAAGAGAGAGAUGAUAUUGUGGAUGGUGUGGUUGACUUCAGAGGUGGAGGCGCAAUCAGAUCCAAAUCUGGCUCCUGGAGGUCUGCUGCUUUCAUCAUAGGCGUUGAAGUGGCGGAGAGGAUUGCAUAUUACGGGAUUCAGGGGAACCUAAUAUCGUAUCUCACGGGGCCUCUCCACCAGAGCACCGCCACCGCCGCAGAGAACGUCAAUGUCUGGUCCGGAACUUCAACCUUGCUUCCUCUGCUUGGGGCUUUCCUUGCCGAUUCUUUUCUCGGCCGCUACCGCACUAUCAUUCUCGCUUCUCUCAUCUACAUCUUGGGACUAGGAUUGUUAACACUAUCGGCUAUGCUUCCUUCUGUGUCCAAUUCUGAGUGUCAAGUCGACGAUGAAUUCAAAUCAUGCUCUCCUCCUCUGUUGCAAGUAGUUUUGUUUUUCAUCUCUCUUUAUUUGGUCGCCAUUGGGCAAGGUGGACAUAAGCCCUGUGUUCAGGCUUUUGGAGCAGAUCAAUUCGAUGAACAACAUCCAAAGGAGCACAGAGAUAGAAGCUCAUUCUUUAAUUGGUGGUAUUUUACGAUGUGUGCUGGUUGCAUGACAACUCUUUGGAUCUUGAACUAUAUACAAGACAACCUUAGUUGGGUUCUUGGAUUUGGAUUUCCUUGUGUUGCCAUGAUUGUUGCAUUGCUUGUUUUCUUGCUAGGAACAAUGACCUACAGGUUUAACAUUCAGCAGCGAGACAAAAGUCCCUUUCUAAGAAUUGGCCGCGUAUUUGUUGCUGCUAUAAGAAACCGACGAACCACCCAUUCAACCACAGCUGUCAAAGGAGAACGUGACGGACUACUUGCUCAUCAAAGUUCGGACCAAUUCGAGUUCCUUAACAAAGCGUUGUUAGUGCCAAAGGACGAGGAUUUCAUAGAAGAGGAGAGUUGUAGCCCAAGUGAGGUAGAAGAAGCUAAAGCAGUACUGAGGCUGGUUCCCAUUUGGGCUACAACUCUGGUUUAUGCUGUGGUGUUUGCUCAAGUUCCAACAUUCUUUACUAAGCAAGGGGUUACUUUGGACAGAACAAUAUUACCCGGCUUUGACAUACCUGCUGCUUCUCUUCAAACGCUUAUGACUUUGGCCAUUGUUCUCUUCAGUCCCAUCUAUGACCGCCUAUUUGUGCCAGUGGCAAGAAGUAUCACUGGCAAACCCUCAGGCAUCACAAUGCUCCAAAGAAUUGGGACUGGAAUUUUUAUAUCCAUUGUUACUGUAGUAACUGCAGCCGUUAUUGAGACCAAGAGAUUGAAAACAGCUCAAGAGUCUGGUGUUGUUGAUGAACCGAAUGCAACUGUUCCAAUGAGUAUAUGGUGGUUGAUUCCCCAAUAUAUGCUGUUCGGAGUCUCUGAAGUUUUUACCAUGGUUGGUCUGCAGGAAUUUUUCUAUGACCAGGUCCCAAAUGAACUAAGAAGCAUGGGUCUUGCUCUCUACUUGAGCAUAUUUGGUGUUGGGAACUUUAUAAGCAGCUUUCUCAUCUCUGUGAUAGAGAAAGCGACAGGCAAAGACGGACAAGAUAGUUGGUUUGCGAAUAAUUUGAACAAGGCACAUCUUGAUUACUUUUACUGGCUCCUUGCUGGACUCAGCGUCGUGGGAAUGGCCCUCUUCACUUACUUUGCCAAAUCUUACAUUUACAACAACAAAGGUGUCACACGACAAUAG
This is a messenger RNA of Sphenostylis stenocarpa, 1746 nucleotides long. NCBI's taxonomy places the organism in Eukaryota, Viridiplantae, Streptophyta, Magnoliopsida, Fabales, Fabaceae. The record is from the annotation of a GenBank genome assembly.